AUGAUGGAGGUGUUUUUCAUGUGUAUGCUACUCCUGCGUUUUAUAGCAGCAACCGACGCCUUUUCCGAAGACGAUGCUAUGAGGUUUUUUCAUCAGUAUGGGUAUAUAGAAAAUGGUUCUCUAGCAGAUUUCAAUACAACGCUCCUACAUUUCCAAGAACGAUAUAAUUUAUAUGUUGAUGGUACAUUAAACGAUGAAACCAUAGCAUUAAUGCAAAAACCUCGAUGCCAAACUGGUGAAAACGAUUACUCUCUUACUGGAAAAUGGUAUAAACAUAAUCUACGAUGGUAUUUUCCUCAGGCUGAUCGAGCGCACCAUAUAAUUCAAAUAGUUGAACGAGCCUUUAAAAUGUGGGAAGAUGUUUCAAAUUUGCAUUUUAGCAGAGUAACUCUUCCUGUUCCGACACCAGAUAUCACUAUAACAGCCGUUAAAGGAAAGCAUUAUUUUCGCUCCAACUGUAUGGGUAACCGAGAGUGUGGACAGCAGUUUGAUGGUCGUGGUGGAAAAUUAGCACAUGCAUAUUUUCCCCUCAUUAAUGAUACUUGCGUAGAAAUACAUAUAGACUUGGAUGAAAAAUGGAGUUAUAAUGUGAACGAUACAGAUUAUGAUUCUGCCAAUCUCUUUAUGGUUAUUCUUCACGAAAUUGGUCACAGUUUAGGUUUAUCGCAUAGUAACGAUAAGAAUGCUGUAAUGUAUCCCUGGUAUUCACAUAAAUUACUCACUAUUACUCAGGAUGAUAUUAACGGUAUGGAGGCUUUAUACGGACGCAAAAGUACAUAUAUUACUACGCAGCAAACUAGUGCAUCAACCCAGGCAACACCGAGAAAAAGUACAUCUUAUAUUCCUACACAGGCUAGUACAUCAACUCGAUCGCAUAAAUCGAGGGUGCAUACUACAAGACCCCGUCCUAUACCAACCGAGAUUAUACCUCACCAAACAACGAAAACUGCACCGCCUUUUUGUGCUAUUGAAUAUCCUAAUAUUCUCUUUCUGGCAUAUGAUCCUCAGUUUAAGAACCAUCAUAUGUAUAUAAUACAUGAUGGAUUUGUAUGGAAGAAUGAUCUAAAUGGUCACAUGGUACCGAAUAAUCCCGACCAUUUGAGUACUUAUUUACCUAAACAAAUAAGAAAUAUUUCGUAUGUGUUUCAGAAUACGGCUGGUAACUUAAUUGUUACAUCAAAUAAUACUAUGUACUCAGUAUCAUUUCCCAGCAUAACUAUUUCAAGAGAUAUACCUCUGUUUAUAUUACCACCCCAUGCCGAGAUAAACGUUGUAUUUCAGACUCAUACAGGAAAGACGUAUAUAUGGUAUGACAAUACAGCAUUCAUUGAAUAUGACGACAUAAUAGACCUAGUCAUUAGCAGAGGACUUAUAAAGGACAUAUUCCCUGGAGUACCGACCACCGUUAAAUCGGUAUUUAAAUAUAUAGAUGGACAUUUAUACUUUCUAGAUGGCAGCACGUAUUACAAAUAUAAUGAAUUUACAAAGAAGAUCAUCGAAAUUGGCAGAUUUAAUUGGAACUUAUUCGGAAUUCCUUGUCCAGAUGACAGCCUGAUUACACAGUUGAAAUAUUUACUGAAUAAAGUUGGCUCUUUUUAUACAUAA
Molecule: messenger RNA, 1605 nt
Organism: Diabrotica virgifera virgifera (western corn rootworm)
Lineage: Eukaryota; Metazoa; Arthropoda; Insecta; Coleoptera; Chrysomelidae
Product: matrix metalloproteinase-18-like
Exons: 1
Coding region: 1-1605 (534 amino acids)
Biological process (GO): collagen catabolic process; proteolysis; extracellular matrix organization
Cellular component (GO): extracellular matrix
Molecular function (GO): zinc ion binding; metalloendopeptidase activity
Source: RefSeq, a predicted model, not a curated record